UCCUGCGCAGGGAAGGGGCUCCCGCUCUCCUCCUCCUCCUCCUCAAGGCAGAGGAGGACCAGGGAAGUGGGGGACCUCCUCCUCCAAGGGACCCUGAGACCAUCCUGCAAAGCACCCUCCCACCCCCCAAGUGAGAGUAUGGAGAGAAGAUGAGUGGCUCCAAGGAAGAAGAAGAAACUGAUGUAUUGCACCUAUUACUGGAAUUAGAAGCAAUGAGGCAUGGAACCCUCAUCCAGCCCUUGAGUUAAUGGAAUGGAACUGGAAACCCAGCAAAGCAGGAAGCCAAUGUCAUCUUGUUCCUUCUGUUUAUAUCUGGUGAAUACACAGCACAACAAUUUCAAACUGACUGUGUGAAAUGAAUGCAAAAGGGAAUAAUUCUGUUCUCUUCUGGUAAGAAUAAAGCAGCAAGUUCUCAUCCGCACUUAAACAAUUUGGUGCUUCCAGGUGAACUUGAAUCUGACUUAUCACUUUUUUGGCAUCUUCAGACCCUGACAUCACUUUCUUUGUAUCUCCAGACUCCUGAGAACUCCUGCCAGAGAAUACAGUCCAAUACCACAUACUGUAUAUGCAGUUUGCUCAGUGAUGAGACACUGUGUGUUGAUCUGCGGACACAGCAUGGUGUUCUGGGUGGCCAGCCAAGCCAGGAGGAGCCAUUUCGGAAGCCAGCGGGGCUGCCAGAUAAGGCCAUCGUUGAGUGGAGAGGUAAAUGUGGCCUGUGGUGGCAUGGACUCCUGCAGCUGUUGUUUGGCGAAAGCCAGUGUCUGCCCCCUCAUGUUCUGGUUAUACAUUUGGGCGGCAAUGAUUUGAGUUUUGUGAAAGGCAAAGCCCUGGUUCUUCAGGCCAUACGCGACAUGUGUUUCAUUCGAGAGAGAUGGCCUUUUGUUAAGUUAAUAUGGUCAGCAAUGUUGCCACGCCAAGUUUGGAGAUGUGGUUGUGAGCCACACAUCCUUAAUAGGGCCCACAGAUGGGUCAACAACAAAAUUCGCAAGGCGAUGAACGGAGGACAUAUUUGCACGUGAAAAGCUUCACAUAAUUAAUUUCUGUAGAUUAAGCUGCUGAAAAAAUACACAAGAAGAACCAGUGUGCUUUCCUUCUUCCUGUUCAACAGUUCCAUAGUUUAAUGUGCUUGGGACUGGUUUGAGUGAUCCUUCAGUGUUGUUCCAAUUCUUACAUACAAUUGAUGCAGAGAAAUCCAGGAUCCUUUCUGCUACUCAGUUCUUAAGAUUUCUGUAAGUAGAGUCAGAAGUCCUUAGAAACAAUAAUUGUUAAUAUAAAAUGUAGCUUCUAGCUGGUAACAUUCUGUAGGUUCAUAUUCAAUGGGAGCCUGGGAUGAUGCUAGAAGGCAUAGACACAGAUGACUUUUUCUAACACCACUUGACAAAGGGACAGCCAUGGCAAGUAAAAUAUCACUUUGUAUAGCAGUGAGUCUGUAUUAGAACACAGUCUGAAAGCAGGCAGAUAGCAGGGUUUGCUUUCUGCAGGAAAAUCCUACAGCAUUUUGACAUCUGACGGAGAGCAUGAAUCUGUGCUCAGCCAAUAUAUACUGUAAGUAAACCUUUCAUCACAGAAACAUUAAAAGUCUUCAGCAACCUCCUUCUAAGGAAACAGAAUUCUGAGUAAGCUGGAAUCCCAUUGCUCAGAAAUUGAAUCUACAUAUAUAACAAUAUAAAAUUCUGUCCUGAUGAUAGCUUCUUGUUCUGAGUACAGGACAAUCAAAUGAUGUGGCACACGCAUUUCUUUAAGAGCGAUUCAAAAAUUUUCAUGAUCUACACAGUCAAAGACUUUUCUAUAAUCUAUAAACCACAGGUAGUUUUUCUUCUGAAAUUGUUUGGUGUGCUCCAUUAUUGAACCUGUGUUUGCAGUGUGAUCCCUAGUGCCUCCUGCUUACCUGAACCCAGCUUGGACACCUGGCAUUUCUUGCUCCAUAUAUGGUAAAGGUCUGUUGCAGAAUUUUGAGCAACACUUUGGUUGCAACAGAGAUUAGGCAAUGGUUUUGUGAUUACUGCCACCCCAGGUGUAGGUAUUUUGCCACCCUAGGCGAGAAAUAUUUUGGCACCCCUGUCGCCUAUCAUAAUUAUUUUUACCCCUUGA
This is a messenger RNA of Sceloporus undulatus (fence lizard), 2091 nucleotides long. RefSeq lists its product as uncharacterized. The record is from RefSeq and is a predicted model, not a curated record. The coding region runs from base 360 to 1019 and encodes 219 amino acids. The transcript has 4 exons. Lineage: Eukaryota; Metazoa; Chordata; Lepidosauria; Squamata; Phrynosomatidae.